Molecule: messenger RNA, 1906 nt
Organism: Athalia rosae (coleseed sawfly)
Lineage: Eukaryota; Metazoa; Arthropoda; Insecta; Hymenoptera; Athaliidae
Gene: MICU3
Product: calcium uptake protein 3, mitochondrial
Exons: 12
Coding region: 25-1518 (497 amino acids)
Biological process (GO): mitochondrial calcium ion homeostasis; calcium import into the mitochondrion
Cellular component (GO): uniplex complex
Molecular function (GO): calcium ion binding
Source: RefSeq, a predicted model, not a curated record
GAUCAGCUGACGUAGUUCGGCAAGAUGGCGGCGUUGGUCGGUCUGUCAAAACGUCUGGUCGUAUUUACGCCCGGUUUGAGAAACGUUCGACGCGAUUACAACACCUGGAAUCCGGGCGGUACGACGCGGAGGUUCAGAGCCGGUCUGGGAUGGAUUGUCGGAGGUUCGGUCGCCUUUUAUUUCGCCUCGAAAUACGCGAAACGGAACGCCGUCCAUGCCUUCAAGCUACGCAAGAGGGACGACGACCUGCACAAGGCGGUCAGGUUGACGGGGAGGGAGCGAAGAUUCAUCAAAUUUGCUUCGGUCGAGUACGACGGCCAGCUCUACAUGACUCCUCAAGAUUUUCUCGACAGCGUUGUUGAGUCUCUUCCGAGGCCUCGACUGAAGAGGAGGAUCUUGUCCGACAAAGAAAUCGAGGUGAUGAGAAACGCAACGCCGAAUCUCAGUCACGGUAGCCCACAGAUGUUCAGGAGCCUCAGAGACAAAGGGAUACUUUCUUACACCGAGUACCUCUUUCUGCUAUCUAUUCUCACCAAACCACAAACUGGAUUUCGGAUCGCCUUCAACAUGUUUGACAUCGAUGGAAACGAACGUGUGGAUAAAACGGAAUUUCUCGUGAUUCGACGACUUCUGGGCGGUAGUCUUAAGGAACGGGAUCUCGACGAAGCCACGUCGCAAGUUCUCCGCACGCUUGUUGCCCCAAGCGAGGAAGCUCUUCGCGAAAAGGCCAAACUCCGGAACGCUAAAAUUGCCGAGGCAAACCGAUCAAUCACCUCAAACUCAUACAUGGAGAAAAUUUUUAGUCACGCUUGGAGAGGACGGCACGGCGGUAACGCGGAGAUGAACGAAAAUUCAUUGGAACAAACGAAAUCGGGGGAUGCCUUGUCGGGAAAAUUCGAGGACGAUCAAGGUCUGCAACGUCGUCACGCCGUCGACACGACGCUCACGACACAUUUUUUCGGCAAGAGCGGUAACGACGAGUUGAGGUACGACGGCUUUCGUCGUUUCAUGGAAAAUCUUCAGCGAGAAGUACUGGAGUUGGAGUUUCACGAAUUUAGCAAGGGUCACGACACCAUAUCCGAAAUGGACUUUGCCAAAAUCCUGCUACGUUACACCUACCUCGACACCGACGAGUACGACAAAUACUUGGACCGGCUACUGGACCGCAGCAGUCACGAAGUUGGAAUCAGCUUCGAAGAGUUUCGAGUAUUCUACGAAUUCCUCAACAAUCUGGAGGACUUUACAAUAGCGAUGCGAAUGUACACGCUCGCCGACCAUCCGAUUUCCAAAGAUGAAUUUCACCGCGCCGUCAAGAUCUGCACAGGUACGAGCCUCACCCCCCACAUAGUGGACACCGUGUUCGCGAUAUUUGACGUCGACGGCGAUGGUCAGCUCUCUUACAAAGAAUUCAUUGCUAUAAUGAAGGACAGACUUCACAGGGGGUCGAAGUCGCAGACGCGGAGCGAGGGUUGGGAGGCGUUCAAGUUUUGCUUGAAGCAGGAAAUGAAGGCACCGUGAUAUUUUGUGCAAAAAAAAAAAACGAAAUGUCGUCAAUUUUUGUCGACAUACUCAGGAAAAUUUUGCCGUCAAAUCGUCGCUAUGGCAGAGCCACCCCGCAGUAUGCUUAUUUAAUUUAUUCUCAUUACGAGCUACGCGAUAAUUUAUUUAUGGAAGAAAUGGAAGUUCUCAAGAGACCGUCGUUCGAAACGACGGUCAAACAUUGGAUACGUUUUAAACGAGUUCCUUCUAAUCAUUUGUGCUAUACAUCGAAUCCCGAUUGGAUUCUUGCUGUGAAUAUAUUUAUUCGUAUUUAUUGAGAUUAUUUAAUGACAAUUGUUACGAGUAUCUUUAAGCCACACUAGUCUCUGUUAAUUUUGAUUGCCGAAAUGAAUGAAAUGACCUUGAA